GAGCUCUGUUUAUAUUUCUAUUUUUGGGAGAUGAUGAUGAGGCGGCAGGCUGCGUAGUUAAUACCUAAAAUGGCGGUGCUGAGUCAACUCGCACGUGGUUGAGCGUUGAGUUUAUUGUAUACCCGUGAUCGGAGGUGGUGUACUCCGGCGACCGAACUAAGAAGCAGAAAAGAGGAUGAACGGGAGAGGGCUGAGCGGAGUGGAGAGGGAGUACAUAAGGAAGCACCAUAAUCACGAGGUCGAAGAUAAUCAGUGCAGUUCCUUUCUCAUCAAGCACAUAAAAGCCCCUGUGAAUCUCGUCUGGUCUUUGGUGAGGAGGUUUGAUCAACCACAAAGGUACAAGCCAUUUGUAAGCCGAUGUGUUGUGCAGGGGAAUCUUGAAAUUGGCAGUCUGAGGGAAGUUGAUGUGAAGUCGGGUCUUCCUGCCACUACCAGCACAGAGAGAUUAGAACUUCUCGACGAUGAAGAGCACAUACUCAGUUUCAAGAUUAUUGGUGGAGACCACAGACUUAGAGUAUGUUAACCGUUUCCUUUUUAUUCUAAUCUUCUGGUGAUUUUCUUUCUAAUUUGUUUUUCUAUUAUUUAUGUAAUUUUUGGAUUUAAAUCUUCUAUCAUAUAACCUUGAAUUAAUUUAUUAGAGGGAUUGAGGAUGUGAGUUAAUGAGUUCAUUCUUCUUUUGGUAUUAGCACAUAUCUGUACGUUACUUUUAUUGAAUAACUAGUUCUUGUGGUUUUUAACAGUUCCAUGAAGUUGCACUUUCAUAUGUUUUAGUUGACAGUGUCUGUAUGCAAAUGCAUGUAUAUGAAUUUUCCGAGGGCUACAAGUGUAGUUCUUAUACACAACCUAAGAUAUGCUUUAUAUUAGCUUUUACAAAGCAAAAUUUGGGAUUAUCAAGCACCAUUUGCUAAGAACUUUUCUAAUCGCAUUGUGUUUUUGUGUACCAUAUGUUUUUUUCCCCUUUUUUUAUUGGAAGCUUGCCAUUUAUUCGUCAUGUAAGAUUAGCACAACUUGAUAGAAGCUGAUGUUUUUAACUUUUGAUUAUUCUGCUAGGCGUUAUGAACCUAGUAAAGAAGCAUUAAGAGAAUCUAGAACCUCACAUAAAAGGAAAUGGGAUGUUGGAAUGAGAAGGUUUCGAAAGUAGUUUUGAGUAACUCAUAAUACCAUAGACAUAGAUUGAAACAUAAGUUAGUAAAUGGGAGCCAAGAGGGUGAUUUGUGAGUUUUGGGUGGAACGAUAUGAGAAGUAUAGUUAUGAAGAGAAUGAAGAUGAGAAAAUCAGCAGUUUAAACAUAAUGCCUAUGAGAGAGUAGAAAUAUGAGUGGUAGGUAUUUU
Olea europaea var. sylvestris is the source of this 1331-nucleotide messenger RNA. RefSeq names its product abscisic acid receptor PYL8-like. Lineage: Eukaryota; Viridiplantae; Streptophyta; Magnoliopsida; Lamiales; Oleaceae. The transcript has 2 exons. Gene Ontology annotation, biological process: abscisic acid-activated signaling pathway. The coding region runs from base 176 to 523 and encodes 115 amino acids. Gene Ontology annotation, molecular function: abscisic acid binding; protein phosphatase inhibitor activity; signaling receptor activity. The record is from RefSeq and is a predicted model, not a curated record. Gene Ontology annotation, cellular component: cytoplasm; nucleus.